Molecule: messenger RNA, 4273 nt
Organism: Strongylocentrotus purpuratus (purple sea urchin)
Lineage: Eukaryota; Metazoa; Echinodermata; Echinoidea; Camarodonta; Strongylocentrotidae
Gene: alg9
Product: alpha-1,2-mannosyltransferase ALG9
Exons: 17
Coding region: 104-1957 (617 amino acids)
Biological process (GO): protein N-linked glycosylation
Cellular component (GO): endoplasmic reticulum membrane
Molecular function (GO): alpha-1,2-mannosyltransferase activity
Source: RefSeq, a predicted model, not a curated record
AACAUUAAACAUUUUCUAGACAAUUUGCUGCGAGUCGAGUCUCAGCUCAAAAGACUUUCGAUUUGAAGUCUAAAAACACACAUUUUCUGGCAUUUUAGAAACGAUGAAGUCAACGAGGAUCAGAAAUGCCCCCAGAAAGGAGGACAGAUCAAGACCUCCCGAUACAGUCCAAGGAGGAGAGAGCGCCCCCACCAAGAAGCAGCCCCCAAACCUGCAGUGCUGGACGCCAUCAUCUGGAGCGUCCCUCAAGCUCCUGAUGGCUGCUAGGUUCUGUGCUGCUCUCCUCAGUAACAUCACAGACUGCGAUGAGACCUACAACUACUGGGAGCCAACUCACUUUCUAAUCUACGGGCGGGGUUUCCAGACGUGGGAGUAUUCACCUGUGUAUGCCAUCCGAUCCUAUGCAUACGUCUUCCUGCACAUGCUUCCGGGCAAGCUCUAUUCAUGGAUCCUGGACUCAAAUAAGAUCCUUGUCUUCUAUUUCAUCAGAUGUCUUCUUGGCAUGAUAUGUGCUCUCACAGAAUUCUAUUUUUACAGGGGUGUGUGCAAAAACUUUGGAGGUAGCGUUGGAAGAUUGACGUUGGCCUUCAUGAUCCUCAGCACUGGAAUGUUCAUCUCAAGCGCUGCAUUUUUGCCAAGCAGUUUCUCCAUGUAUAUGACCAUGAUAUCAAUGGGAGGAUGGUAUACUAAUAAUCUAAAUGUAGCCAUUCUUGCUACAGCCAUGAGUUCUUUCAUCAGUUGGCCGUUUGCAGUAGCCAUCGGACUACCCAUAGCAGCUGACAUCGUCCUGAGAAGACAACACGUAGCUUACUUUGUUCAGUGGUGUGUGAUAGCUGUCAUUGUCAUCCUUAUACCUCAGGUUAUGAUAGACACAUACAUGUAUGGAAAAUUGGUUAUUGCACCGCUUAAUAUUGUCACGUAUAAUGUUUUUAGUGAACAUGGUCCAGAUAUAUAUGGUGUUGAACCAUGGUCAUUUUAUUUUCAGAAUGGAUUUCUGAAUUUUAAUGUCAUCUUUCCACUUGCCCUCGUAGCUCUUCCAUUUGCGAUGUUUGUGAACUGGGUAUCCAACAGCACUGUGGUAGGAAACAAGAAAGCGAUUCCUAUCUAUCUCACUCUCUCCUCCUUCUACAUCUGGUGUCUCAUCUUCUUCACAAGACCGCACAAGGAGGAGCGCUUUCUCUUUCCAAUCUACCCUCUGGUAUGCCUUGGAGGGGGUGUGUCUCUCUCAGCUUGCCAGAAAUUAUAUCAUUGGCUGUUUACCUUCAAAAUACCUCAACAUUAUACCUACUCUUCCAACCAUCUCGCCAUAGCUUUUACUUUUCUCUUUGGUACAUUAUCUUUAAUGAGAUCAGGGCUGCUCUUUUAUGCCUACCAUGCUCCUCUUGAUUUGUACCCUGAGUUGAAAACUAUUGCCAACAACCCCAACAUCCACACCCUCCCACCGGAUAAAUUAGUAAAUGUCUGCGUGGGCAAGGAGUGGUAUCGCUUUCCAAGUAGCUUCUUCCUACCAGACAAUUGGAGGUUACAGUUCAUAGAGUCAGAGUUCAGAGGUCAACUGCCCAAGCCUUUUGAUGAAUCUGAUCCUGAUGCUACCACAAUGAUACCAUCUCAUAUGAAUGAUAAGAACCAAGAAGAGAUCUCAAGAUACAUUGACAUUUCAAAAUGCCAUUACCUGGUAGAUCUAGACAUGCCUGUAGAGACUGCGAGAGAACCAAGAUACGCUAAUAGGACGGAUGAAUGGCAGGUUGUAGCUUCUCAACGAUUCAUGGAUGCUGCCACUAGCUCCUAUAAGUGGUGUCGGUCCUUCUACGUUCCUCUCUGCACCAGACGCUACACCUACUUUAGACAUUACAACAUCCUAAAGACAAAGAGGAGAAAGAACGCCCCCAAGCAGGGCAAGAAGAGGAAGCAACCUCCAACCAAAUCAAAGAAGAGUAGCCAUGACGAUGAACUUUGACCUGAAAUCAGAAAUUUGUGUUUUAAAAGCUCAUUUUCAUGUGAUGCUGGAAACCAUUGUGGUAUUUUUUUUUAUUGAUGUGUAGCAAUAGUGAUCAUGAUAUUUUAUUUCAAAUGAUCAAAUCGAGGGGUCAGUGACACAGAGACGUAACUCCAUUUUGAGAAAAAGUGGUUUAAAGAUAGAGGUCCACUGGGGCCUUAGGGAGUUAAUUCUAUGUUUCACUAGCCUUUGACUUCAAUGGGGUGUUGGGUUGAGUUAAGUCUUUGUGUUAUCUGGAAAGCCCACAUUUUUCUGAACAUUUUGAUGUCAAAUACUCAUUUUGGCAAAAUAUGGGGUUACGUCUUUUGUCACUGAACCCUCGAAAUGAUGUAAAAUCUCAUUGAAGGAUUUUGGAUAUUAUUACUCUGGCUGUAGCUCCAUCAACCAUAGUGCUUGGUGCAUUCAAGGAAUGAAUCCUACCAGGUACCCGCUUAUUACAUCUGGGUCGAGUGUGGCAGGGAUUUGAACCUUGAGAUCUAUUUCUGGUGAAUUAACCACUAGACCACAACACCUCAUGUAGAUGAAUGGCGCGUGAGCAUGAAAACAAGUAGCUGGUGCUUAACAAAGGACUGGUGCUUAAAAAAGGUCCUACGAUGUAUGCAUGCUUAUUAUCUGUGUGUUAUAUGGAUUCAGAAAUUUGAAACCCUUUUUAAUAGGCUUUUUUUUUAAAAAGGAAAAAAAUUGACGCAGUUAACUACAGUGGUUGACCACUUCAUAUUAUGAAGGAGCCUUUAAUACUAGGAAAUAUUUUAUGUGAACAAAUAACGAUAUGUAAUUUUUAAGUAAAAAACACAUGCUGACUCUGUGAUAAAGCAAUAUUUUGUAUGAAUACAUUUGAAAUGUAAAGAAAGCUUGGUGAGAAAAAAAAAAAGUUGUAUGAUGGGGUUACGGUGUUUUUGUAUUGAUAAGAAAAGUAUUUCUGUGUGCAAAUAAUGUAAUUUGGCAUAGACAUUUGAAAAGUUCUGAACACAGUGAAUAUUAAAGUGAAGGUAUGAGGUCGGUAUGGGUUUAGAGGUUAAGUUUAGUUUUAGGGAUAGGUAGUAAUGGUCUGGGGUUAAAGUUAGGAAUUUAUUCACACCAAAAAGAUCAUCCCCAGACUGACAAUAGAAAAAUAAAACAAAAUAUCGGUCUGGAGUCAGUGAGGUAAUGUGACUGAGCUAUCAGUGUUCGUAAUUAAAAUGGACCUGCGAAUAGUUGUUGCCAGAGCAUGUGUCACAUGGUUUUUAAUGGACACCAUUAUCAAACAUCUCAUUUCCUUCAUUACCUAAAUUUCCUAAAUUACAAUUAGUGUAAUUUGAGAACCUCUUCCAAUGAAUGGAAGGGCUUUCUUUUACUCACUUUGCAUGUAAUGUAAUGUAUGAGAUUCCUGUCUCAAUUGGAGAAAAGAAAUCACAAUUUUAGCAUCAGAGAUACAAUCAAAUUUUAUUUUUUCAUCUCAAGUGCCCGAAUGGCACAAUAUUUUUGCAGGGUAUGCUCACAUUGUGGUGUAACAUGCAAUGUUGAUAUACAGAUUCUGAGAAUCGUGUUUAAUGUUUUUUUGUGUGGUGGAGUCACGUUUUGCAAAGCAAUUAGCAAAUAUUUCUGCAGGUCCGCUUGCCCUAGUAACUCUGAUGAGCUGUUAGCAAGCAACAUGUAUUGAAUCCACCCAGUAGGGCAAGCAAAGUAUGUAUACCUAUACAUAUUGCCUGUUGAGAGCCAGAAGGGUGUUUACUCUGUGUUAAAGUAGAGUUAGAAUAGGAGUUAGUGCCCUGCUGGCCCUAAACAGCCGUCUAAAACAUCAAAAGGCAAUCAAAUCACAGUGCUCUAUUGGUGUUUUUUUUUGUAACCCAGUACAAAGUUCAAGUUAUGAAAUCUUGCGUGCUAGGGAAAGAAGUGGCUUAAUUUAACUGCAGUAGAGUUAGAGUUAGGAUUAGGGUUACAAUCCAGUUUAGGUCCUAGGGUUAUGGUUUAGAGUUAGGGUGAGGGUUAGAGUGAGAGUUGGGUUAGUUAAGGUUACUUGUGUAGUUGGGUAUUCUGCACUUACAUGUAAAUGUUUGUUUUACCCGACUGCUAAGAAAGCAUAAGUAUAUACUUGCAUUAGCAACCAGAGGACUGAUGGCUUUAAGUCCUCUCCACCCAUGUUUGUAAACAGUAAUCAGUUUUAAUGUGUCAAAAGAGAUUGUAUAUUUUACAAUUGUUAAUUGGAAUGACAGUGUUGUAAAUGAUUGAUACUACUUUGUUUGAAAGGAAAUGCACUGAAUGAAAAGUUUGAAAUAUAAAGAAAAUGUGGAAAAAUUA